AUGUUGAGCAUGAAUGCCUACAAGAUAGCGACGGAUGCAAAGGAUGGCCGCGGAGCAGCCGAAGGAGUCGCACGGGAGCCGAACGGGACUCAGAACCCUCGCGCAAACGGACCCGCGUCUCACUACCCCGAACCCAGUGGCAGUCCGUGUGGGGAAGAGCCAGCUCCAGGUGUGCCUGGUUUUCAUGGAAACCUAAAGUCGUCUCAGGGAGCUAGUCCUCAGGGCGUAGUUCUUAGGAAGGAAGCCUUGCACUCCCUCAAACUAAGCCUCCCCAUGCAAGAAACGGAUUUGUGUUCUGCAGACUCUUCGCUUCCACUGGAGAAAGAGGAACAAAUCAGGCUCCAGGCGAGACGGCGUCUUGAAGAACAACUCAAACAGUACCGCGUAAAAAGGCAUCAGGAAAGAUCUUCGGCCAAAACCCGUCCCUCCAGCACCCUUGAUCCCGAGCUGAUGUUACAUCCAGAGACCUUGCCGAGAGCCAGCACUGUAGCUAUGACCAAAGAAUACUCUUUCUUGAGAACCAGCGUCCCCCGAGGACCAAAAGUCGGAAGCUUAGGACUUCCAACCCACACGAAAGAGAAAAAAGGUUCCAAGUCUUCCCGAUCAAACAGGAUCCGGUCUCUGGCCGAUUAUAGAACUGAAGAUCCAGAGGAAAAUGCUGGAGUCUCUCUUCCAGUUGCCAAUUCCUCGCCUGGCAGGUCUCUAACACGGAAUCAAAACAGCCUGACCUCCGUGGUGUCUGAGAUCAGGCUGACGCCCGAUCCGGACGACCGGCUGGACCGCUCCUCUUUGGCAGGAGACAACGUGUCGGAAAUCGACGGAAGCGAAGUCGGAACCAAGCUAGAUGGCAACGAGAGCGACAGUUCUACAUACAGCAGUGUAUCGGGAAGGGGACAAUACAGCGCUUUAUUCGGCGCAGAGAGCAGCCAGGGUGUUUCGGUCCUGGUCAAUGGCCAAGAGGUUCCUUUGGAUGCUGUUGGACAGUUUCCUUCCAUCCGAGAAGUGCUACAGGCAGCUGCCACGGAACAUCACACUCAAGAUCCAGAAGUCAACGGAGAAGCAAGGAGCCGGAGAGACAGUAUCUCGAGCAGUGUAUCGAUGGAGAGUUCCGUUUUAGGGACCCACGAUGAAAUGUUGCAGAUCCUCAAAGAGAAAAUGAGACUUGAAGGACAACUAGAAGCGCUGUCAUUAGAAACCAACGAGGCUCUCAAAGAAAAGACAGAACUACAAGCCCAGCUUGCUGCUUUGCACAUGAAGCUCCAGACCCAGGCAGAACACAGCCAGACCAGCCAGCAGAAACAGGAUUCGCUGAACUUGGAGGUGGCCAACUUGAAACAGUCGUGCUGGGACUUGGAGCGAGCGAUGGCGGACCUGCAGGCGGCCUUGGAAGCCAAGAACGCUGGCCUGGCCGCUUCCAAUAAUGACCUCAAGGUAGCAGAAGAACAGUACCAAAGACUGAUGGGAAAAGUGGAAGAACUGCAGAAGAACGUCCUUAGCAAAGACAGCACAGUUCACGAUCUCCGGGAGCAGCUCUCGUCUUUACAAAGCCAGCUCCAGCAGGUGCAGCUGGAUCGCACCACGCUGACCAACAAGCUGAAGUCAUCCCAGGCGGAGAUCGCCUCUCUGCAGAAAGUUCGCCGCUGGUACCAGCAGCAGCUGGCCGUGGCCCAGGAGGCGAGGAUAAGGCUGCAGAGCGAGAUGGCAAACAUACAGGCUGAAGAAAUGACGCAGGUGGGCUUGCUGGAGCAUCUGAAAUUGGAGAAUGUCACCCUCUCACAUCAGUUAACAGAGACUCAGCACCGAUCCAUCAAAGAGAAGGAACGUAUAGCAACGCAGCUGCAGAAUAUUGAGGCUGACAUGUUAGACCAGGAAGCAGCUUUUCUGCAGAUCCAAGAGGCCAAGACCAUGGUGGAAGAGGACUUGCAGAGAAAACUGGAGGAGUUUGAGGAUGAGAAGGAACAGCUUCAGAAAAUGGCCAGUUCCUCAGCCGCGCUUGAGCAGGAACUAGAAAAGGUGAAGUUGACAUUACAUCAGCGAGAUCUUCAGAUCGAGGCUUUGCAACAGGAGCAGCUGGACCUCAUGAAACAGCUGACCUCUACUCAGGAGACCCUGGAGACCCGAGAGGAGUCCCUGAGCAGCCUGCAGGCCCGUUACGAUGAGCUGGAGGCAAGGCUGGCCGAGUUGCAAGGGGAAGCUGCCUCGAAGGACGACACCAUCCGAUAUCUGCAGAACGAGAAGAUUGUCUUGGAGGUCGCCCUGCACGUCGCGAAAGCAGGCAAGGAAGAACUCGAGGACGGAGUCCAGCAUUUAGGAGACAGCGCUGAAGCUGCCUCAGAUGUCUUGGAGCAACUGAGGCAAGACGUAGCUGUCAAAUCAAGCCAGGUGGAGAAUCUGCAACAAGAGAGUUCAACUCUCAAGAAGCAAAUGCAGAAGGUGAAGGAACAGUUUCUUCAACAAAAGGUAAUGGUGGAAGCUUACCGCCGUGACGCCAGUUCAAAGGAUCAGCUAAUCAGCGAACUGAAGUCCACAAAGAAGAGGCUGGACUCUGAAAUGAAGGAGUUGAAACGGGAGCUUCUUCAGCUUCAGGGCGAGAAGAAAUCCGUAGAGAUGGAAAACUCAAGGUUGGAGAAAGAAGUAUCUCGAGUCCAACAGCAGAUGGAGGAAUUGGAGAACCAGCUGCAUGUGGCACAGCGAGAACGUGAUGGCAUGGAGGCAGAGCUGAAGGCCUUGCAGUUUGACAGAGACCAGAUGUCUGCUCUUGCUGAGGUGAACGAAGCGUUAAAACGACAAGUCGAGGAAAUGCAGCAAGAAACGAAAACGGCUAUUACUGAGCAGAAGCAGAAGAUGAAGCGCCUGGGCACAGACUUGAACUCAGCCCAGAAAGAGAUGAGAGCAAAACACAAAGCCUACGAGAACGCGGUUGGGAUCCUUAGUCGGCGCCUGCAGGAAGCUCUCACCGCGAAGGAGUCGUCCGAAGCAGAGCUGAGCAAGUUGAAGGCACAGAUCUCUGACAGCGGGAAUAGCCAGGGAGACUCCAUUGUGGGUAACUCAGUAGCCUUAAUCAAGCCUGCGUGGCAAUAUCUUAGCUUUGUAGUAAUUCCCUAUGGUGCGGUUCAGCUUCAGGAAGCAAGAGGCUUCAGGAGGAAGAUAAAGCGUCUGGAAGAAACGAACAAGAAGCUGUCUCUGGAACUAGAACACGAACGUGGGAAGCUCACGGGCCUGGGCCAGUCCAACGUGGCUCUGCGAGAACACAAUCGCAUCCUCGAAGCGGCCUUGGCCAAGAGGGAAGCAGAUCUGGUGCAACUGAAUCUUCAGGUCCAGGCAGUGCUGAAGCGCAAGGAGGAGGAAGAUCAGCAGAUGAAACAGCUCAUCCAGGCAUUGCAGACGGCCUUGGAGAAAGAGAAGUCCAAAGUCAAAGACUUGAAGGAACAGGUCACGACAGCCAAAGCAGAAGCAGCGCAUAAUCGCCGUCACUAUAAAGCAGCUGCCCUCGAACUCAGUGAGAUUAACCGAGAACUCCAGGCCAAAGAAGCCGUCAUCCAAGCCCUCCAGGCUGAAGUGGAGAAACUUCAAGCCGCAGAUGGGAAGCAUUCAGAAGAAGUGGCCCAGUUCCAGCAGGAGUUGGCGGACGCCCGAUCCCAGCUCCUGCUUCUGCAGAAGCAGUUGGAUGAGGAACUCAGCAAGCAGCCUGUAGAAAAUCAAGAGGUGGAAGACCUCAAGUGGGAAGUAGAACAGAAGGAGAGAGAAUUGCAGGCUCUGAAGCAGCAGCUGGAACUGACUGAGCAACGGAGCCAGAAGGAGUUGGAAGGAGUACAACUGGUUCUCCAGAAUAUCAAGGCAGAGCUGGAGGUGGUCCGGGACGACUUGUCCUUCACGCAGAAAGAUAAGUUUAUGCUUCAAGCAAAAGUGUCUGAACUGAAAAACAGCAUGAAGACUCUUCUGCAGCAAAACCAGCAGCUGAAACUGGACUUGAAGCACGGGAGGAUGAAAAAGAGAAAAGAGCUGAAGGGAGAGACGAAUUCGAAUCCCGCGACUCCGGUGAAGAUUCCUGACUGCCCUGUCCCUGCGGCUUUGCUGGAAGAGCUUUUGAAACCUUCGUCUGCUGUGAGCAAAGAGCCUUUGAAGAAUCUCAACAGCUGCCUCCGACAACUGAAGGAGGAGAUGGACAGCCUUCAACGUCAGAUGGAAGAGCACACGGUAACAGUCCAUGAAUCUAUGUCUUCAUGGACUCAGAUAGAAGGGCAGCUAACGGACCUUAGCUUUAACUUCCCUCCAAUUGUGUCGGGCAACCAGAAUCUUCCUGCCAGAGAUCUACCAGAAGCGAAUCAAAGUGCUGUUGAAAAAGAAGCGUCAGUAUAGUGACAUCAUUACCUAUUUUCUUCAUGCCGUAGUUGCUUUAUAUAUAUAAAAAUCUUGAUGGAUGCUAUUUAUUGUUUUAAUUUUUUUUUAAAAAAGGAAACAUGUUUCAGAGUUCUCCAUCUGUUUUAGAUUUUAAGAACAGAAGGAUGCCAUAGUCAAAACAUUUGAAGGCAAUGGUUUAUUGUAACGUAUUUAACUUUGUCAGUGAUCCUCGAGGGGGGCGAUGCUGAUAAACUGAUAUUGAGUUGAAGCAGGGGAAAGAUGCGCCUGGAAAAAAAAAACCAAGAGAACUAGGAAAGAUGUUUCCCCAUUCAUAGCAAGAGAAAUCGAAUUUGGUUGCCUACCUAGACUGACUUUUAAUUGUAUAGAGUCCAUAUAUUUGGCCAAGGGACUUUAUGAUGACUUGGUCUGUUUCGGACCUGGGAAUGCAAAUCAGAAUCUUACACCCACCAGUGGCUGAUGAUUCGGUGUAGACCAACAUUUUUAGUUCAGAUUAGGGAUCCCCAAUCUAGGGUCCCCAGAUGUUU
Molecule: messenger RNA, 4886 nt
Organism: Pogona vitticeps (central bearded dragon)
Lineage: Eukaryota; Metazoa; Chordata; Lepidosauria; Squamata; Agamidae
Source: RefSeq, a predicted model, not a curated record